AUGGUUGCCGAAACCAAGCUCUACGAUGCCUUGAGUAUCAAGCCCAAUGCCUCGCAGGAGGAGAUCAAAAAGGCCUACCGGAAGGCAGCAUUGAAGUACCACCCAGACAAGAACAAGGACAAUCCUCAGGCAUCUGAGAAAUUCAAAGAUGUCUCCCAAGCAUACGAGGUGCUCUCUGAUCCCGAGAAACGCAAGGUCUACGACCAAUUCGGCCUCGAAUACCUUCUCCGAGGCGGUCCUCCGCCCUCGCCGGGCGGCGGCGGUCCCACAGGUGCCGGCGGGUUUGAAGGAGGCAUGCCGGGUGGAUUCUCAUUCGGCGGCAUGCCUGGUGGCGGAGGUCGCUCGUUCCAUUUCUCUACCGGCCCCGGCGGUGCCAGCGGAUUCCGGUUUAGCAACGCCGACGAUAUCUUCCGAGAUUUCGCCAAAGGCGGUGGCGGUGGAGGAGGCAUGGGUGGUCUAGAUGACGACAUCUUCUCCAUGCUCGGCGGUGGAAUGGGUGGUGGAAUGGGUGGCGGCGGAUUCCCUCGCAGCCGCCCGGGAGCUGGAUUCUCGCAGAAAUCGAACCGCGCUCCGACGCCCGAACCGACCGUUGUGGAGAAGGACCUGCCGCUAACCCUCGAGGAGAUCUUCACGGGUACCUCCAAGAAGGUUAAGACAAAGAGCAAGACUUUCGAUCCGAGCGGCAAACGCAAGGUCGACGAGGUGACGCUUGAAGCCAACAUCAAGCCCGGUCUCCGCGCCGGCUCCAAGAUCAAGUACAAGAACAUUGGCGACCAAGAAGAAGGCGGCCGGCAAGAUGUGCAUCUGAUUGUUCGAGAGGUUCCACACUCUGUCUUCAAGCGCUCGGGAGACAAUCUCGUGACCACCGUCGAACUCACCCUCAAAGAAGCACUGACAGGGUGGGAACGCAUCGUGCGCACCAUCGACGGCAAAUCCAUCCGCGUCCAAAAGCCUGGCCCGACCCAGCCUGGCCACGAAGAACACUACCCAGGACUGGGCAUGGUGAUCUCCAAGUCGCCCAACGAGCGCGGUGACCUUGUCGUGCGCACCAAUGUCAAGUUCCCCAGCAGCCUGACCGCGACCCAGAAGGACGUUCUCAAAGACAUUCUGCCGUGA
Messenger RNA from Penicillium alfredii, 1116 nucleotides. Its product is annotated as putative DnaJ domain protein Psi. Gene Ontology annotation, cellular component: cytosol. Gene Ontology annotation, molecular function: protein-folding chaperone binding. NCBI's taxonomy places the organism in Eukaryota, Fungi, Ascomycota, Eurotiomycetes, Eurotiales, Aspergillaceae. The coding region runs from base 1 to 1116 and encodes 371 amino acids. The transcript has 3 exons. Gene Ontology annotation, biological process: translational initiation. The record is from RefSeq and is a predicted model, not a curated record.